UAUGAAAGCGGGGAAUGGGUUUAAAAUAUGUACAGUAUUUAGGAUAAUAACCUGGGCGCGUUACGCUCGGUAACACCGCUUACAAAUACGGGCGAUCACGAACCCCGUUUUGUCUGUUUAGCUAUCUGCUCUCUCCGGUUGUGUUUUUUUCUCCAGAUUCUCAUUAUGUUCACAGAAUUGGCAGUGGGUCAGGGUCCGGGACUCCUCUCUGCCCCUUCUGAGGUUACGAAUACGUAUAACCGAGUGAUCAAUGCUCAGUAUGAAAACCGAUCAGAGAACUUCCGACUGGGAGAGCGAAACUUUAGUCGCCAGUACGCGCAUAUCUAUGCCACCCGCCUGGUUCAGAUGAGGCCUCUCCUGGAGCAGAGAGCCAAGCAAAAAUGGGGUGAUGACAUACCUUUGCGGAAACUGUGUGAGCUGCAGGGUACCGAGAGAUGCUGUGUGGUGGGAACUCUGUUUAAAGCCAUGGAGCUUCAACCUUCUAUCCUGAGAGAGAUCAGCGAAGAGCACAAUCUUUUGCCUCAACCUCCAAGAAAAAAAUACAUAAGUGAUUCAGAUGAGUUAAUUCUGGAAGAUGAGCUGCAGCGGAUUAAGUUGGAGGGCGCAACGGAUGUGCAGAAGCUUGUGACUGGUGCUGUUAUUGCAGUUCUUGGCUCAGAAGAAGAUGCUGGAAAGUUUGUAGUGGAAGAUUUUUGUCUGGCCUCUCUGCCGCCACAAUCCCCCCUUCCAGCCUUGGCUGAUGACCGGUAUGUGCUGCUGACAUCUGGGCUAGGCCUUGGUGGUGGAAGUGGUGACAGCUUAAUGGGGUUGCAGUUGCUGCUGGACCUGGUGACAGGACAGGCAGGGGCAGAAGAGGAGCAAGGUUGUGCUGCACGCAUUUCACGUGUUAUCCUAGCUGGGAACUUGCUGAGCGAGAACACACAGGGCAAGGACUCCUUAAAUAAGGCGAAAUACCUUAGCAAGAAGACCCAAGCUGCCAGUGUGGAGGCUGUAAAGAUGCUGGAUGAAAUCCUACUCCAGCUGAGUGGUUCUGUUUAUGUGGACGUUAUGCCCGGGGCUUUUGAUCCAACAAACUACACAUUGCCCCAGCAGCCCCUUCACCGCUGUAUGUUUCCACAGUCUUCACCAUAUGCUACCCUGCAGCUUGUUACAAACCCAUAUGAGGCAGAGAUUGAUGGAGUCAGAUUCCUUGGGACAUCUGGGCAGAAUGUAAGCGAUAUCUUCAAGUACAGUAGCAUGCAGGACUACUUAGAGAUUUUGGAGUGGACACUACAAGUUGGACACUUGUGUCCCACUGCCCCAGACACUCUUGGAUGUUACCCUUUCCACAAGUCAGACCCGUUUAUCAUGCAAAAUUGUCCGCAUGUUUAUUUUUGUGGAAGUACUCCAGCUUUCAGCUGUAAAGAAGUCAAAGGUGAGGAGGGUCAGCGUGUUUUACUUCUGGCAAUCCCAGAAUUCAGCAGCACACAAACGGCCUGCCUUGUGAACCUACGCACUCUGCAAUGUCAACCAAUCUGCUUCUCUGGAUUCAGCGCAGAAGAUGAUUCGUGUGACUGAAAUUGAGGUUAUUGUUGAGCCACGCUCUGUAUGGUCAUAGGGACUUUUGAAUCCUUGGGGGACACCGCUCAGUCAUGGAAUGGAAAUAAAACUGAUACCAUUUGAUGAAUGAAAUUGACAGAACAACUCCAUUUAAGAGCCGUCUCUCAAAUUGAACACUGCAGUAGACUGUUGUAUUUUGUAUGUUACUUUAUUUACAUUCAUAUUUUUUUAAUGAAAUUCUUAAAUGAGGGAAUAAAAAUACUCUCUCCUUA
Molecule: messenger RNA, 1811 nt
Organism: Bombina bombina (fire-bellied toad)
Lineage: Eukaryota; Metazoa; Chordata; Amphibia; Anura; Bombinatoridae
Gene: POLD2
Product: DNA polymerase delta 2, accessory subunit
Exons: 10
Coding region: 166-1557 (463 amino acids)
Biological process (GO): DNA strand elongation involved in DNA replication; DNA replication
Cellular component (GO): delta DNA polymerase complex
Molecular function (GO): DNA binding
Source: RefSeq, a predicted model, not a curated record